GUCUUCGAGGGCCAAUACAGUAGUUUAAUUAUUCACCUCAGUGAUUCCUUUAUAUUCCUUACGGAGUUUUUCCGUUGCAAAGCAAUAUCCGGACAAGCAGCCUUCCGUUUCCGGUUGGCAUGUUGCCGUGGUAACUGGGAUGCACAGCCGCGGAGGUUAUGGCGGGGCUGAGCAGUGCGCCCAUCCCCGACGGGGAGUUCACCGCGGUCGUGUACCGGCUCAUCCGGGAUGCCCGCUACGCCGAAGCCGUGCAGCUGCUGGGCGGAGAGCUCCAGCGGAGCCCGAGGAGCCGCGCCGGCCUGUCGCUGCUGGGCUACUGCUACUACCGCCUUCAGGAGUUCGCGCUGGCCGCCGAGUGCUAUGAGCAGCUGGGCCAGCUGCACCCGGAGCUGGAGCAGUACCGCCUGUACCAGGCCCAGGCCCUGUACAAGGCUUGCCUUUACCCAGAGGCCACCCGCGUCGCCUUCCUCCUCCUGGACAACCCCGCCUACCACAACCGGGUCCUCCGUCUCCAAGCCGCGAUCAAGUACAGCGAGGGCGAUCUGCCCGGGGCCAGGAGCCUGGUGGAGCAGCUACUGAGUGGGGAAGGAGGAGAAGACAGCAGGGGCGAGAACGAGCUCGAUGGCCAGGUCAACCUGGGCUGUUUGCUCUACAAGGAGGGACAUUAUGAAGCCGCAUGUUCCAAGUUCUCUGCUGCCUUGCAGGCUUCGGGCUACCGGCCUGACCUUUCCUACAACCUGGCUUUGGCCUAUUACAGCAGCCGGCAGUAUGCAUCCGCGCUGAAGCAUAUCGCCGACAUUAUUGAGCACGGCAUCCGCCAGCACCCAGAGCUGGGUGUGGGCAUGACCACUGAGGGCAUUGAUGUUCGAAGUGUUGGCAACACCUUAGUCCUUCACCAGACUGCUCUGGUGGAAGCCUUCAACCUCAAGGCCGCCAUAGAAUACCAACUGAGAAACUAUGAGGUGGCCCAGGAAACCCUCACGGAUAUGCCUCCGAGGGCAGAGGAAGAGUUAGACCCUGUGACCCUGCACAACCAGGCGCUAAUGAACAUGGAUGCCAGGCCUACAGAAGGGUUUGAGAAGCUACAGUUUUUGCUCCAACAGAAUCCCUUUCCCCCAGAGACCUUUGGCAACCUGUUGCUGCUCUACUGUAAAUAUGAGUAUUUUGACCUGGCAGCAGAUGUCCUGGCAGAGAAUGCCCAUUUGACUUACAGGUUCCUCACACCCUAUCUCUAUGACUUCUUGGAUGCCAUGAUCACUUGCCAGACAGCUCCUGAAGAGGCUUUCAUUAAGCUUGAUGGGCUAGCAGGGAUGCUGACUGAACAGCUCCGGAAACUCACCAAACAAGUGCAGGAAGCAAGACACAACAGAGAUGAUGAUGCUGUCAAAAAGGCAGUGAAUGAAUAUGAUGACACCCUUGAGAAGUAUAUUCCCGUGCUGAUGGCCCAGGCCAAAAUCUACUGGAACCUUGACAAUUAUCCAAUGGUGGAAAAGAUCUUCCGCAAAUCUGUGGAAUUCUGUAAUGACCAUGAUGUGUGGAAGCUGAAUGUGGCUCAUGUUCUGUUCAUGCAGGAAAACAAAUACAAAGAAGCCAUAGGUUUUUAUGAGCCCAUAGUCAAGAAGCAUUAUGACAACAUCCUGAAUGUCAGUGCUAUUGUGCUGGCUAACCUGUGUGUUUCAUAUAUUAUGACAAGUCAAAACGAAGAAGCCGAGGAGUUGAUGAGGAAGAUUGAAAAGGAGGAAGAGCAGCUCUCCUAUGAGGACCCAGAGAAGAAAAUCUACCAUCUCUGCAUUGUGAAUUUGGUGAUAGGGACGCUUUAUUGUGCCAAAGGAAAUUAUGACUUUGGUAUUUCUCGGGUUAUCAAAAGCUUGGAACCUUAUAAUAAAAAACUGGGAACUGAUACCUGGUAUUACGCCAAAAGAUGCUUCCUGUCAUUAUUAGAAAACAUGUCAAAACACAUGAUUGUGCUUCGUGACAGUGUUAUUCAAGAAUGUGUCCAGUUUCUAGAACACUGUGAACUUUAUGGCAGGAACAUACCUGCUGUUAUUGAACAACCCUUGGAAGAAGAAAGAAUGCAUAUUGGAAAGAAUACAGUCACUUAUGAAUCCAGACAAUUAAAAGCUUUGAUUUAUGAGAUUAUAGGUUGGAAUAUGUAGUAAUGUCUAAUAAUGGCUUUUAUCAAAAUGGCUCUGUUAACUAUACAUAUUUGCAACUCUUUUAUCUGUU
Eubalaena glacialis (North Atlantic right whale) is the source of this 2226-nucleotide messenger RNA. Its product is annotated as intraflagellar transport protein 70A. Lineage: Eukaryota; Metazoa; Chordata; Mammalia; Artiodactyla; Balaenidae. Gene Ontology annotation, molecular function: protein binding; intraciliary transport particle B binding. The transcript has a single exon. Bases 159 to 2156 code for a protein of 665 amino acids. The record is from RefSeq and is a predicted model, not a curated record. Gene Ontology annotation, biological process: intraciliary transport. Gene Ontology annotation, cellular component: intraciliary transport particle B; axonemal microtubule.